AUGUCUACAGAUAAGAAGAUAGGUGAUGUUGGUAAUAUAGGAAAUGCAAACUUCCCAGUCGAUGCUGAUGGAGUUGUCUAUCAUUUGGGUGUAAAGAAAGGCCAACUUUCACAACGUAUACUUACAGUUGGAGAUUAUGGUAGAGCUAUUAAACUUCGUGAUCAUUUAUUUGAUACAGGUAAAAAGGUAGUUACAUCUGAACACCGUGGAUUCCAUAUUCACACUGGAGAAUACAAAAAUGUACCAGUGUCUAUUGUCUCUAUUGGUAUGGGUACACCAAUGAUGGAUUUCCUUGUGAGAGAAGGUCGUUAUGUGACCGAGGGUACAAUGGCAAUUGUAAGAUAUGGUACUUGUGGUUCACUUCGUGAUGUACCUGUUGGAACGUUGGCUAUUGCCAAAGAAUGUGUAUUGAUUCGUAGAAACCCUGAUCACUGGCACGCAGACUCUUCCAACCAGGUCAAGCCAUACGAUAUUUCAAAGGCUGUAAAGGGUGAUACAGAGAUGGUUGAAAAGUUGACCAACGCUUUCACAACCGAAUUCAAUGGUCGUAGACAAGUUAUUCAAGGUUUAAAUGCCACUGCCGACUCUUUUUACAGUAGUCAAGGACGUCAAGACUCUAAUUUCGAUGACCACAACCAAGAACUAAUCCCAUCGAUCAUUCAAACACACCCCGAUGCUGCCACACUCGAAAUGGAAACCUUCCAACUCUACCAUCUCGCCGAAAGAUCAACUGUCGAACCAAUCAAAGCAGCCGCUGCAACCAUCAUCCUCGCCAACAGAGUCAGUAACAGCUUUUUGGGAAAUGACGAAAAAGCACAAUUAGAAUUGGAUGGUGGUAGAGCUUGUCUUGAAGCUUUAAUCUCUAUGAAAUUAUAA
Cavenderia fasciculata is the source of this 876-nucleotide messenger RNA. It is a transcript of the gene udpB, whose product is annotated as uridine phosphorylase. The transcript has 2 exons. Gene Ontology annotation, biological process: uridine catabolic process. The coding region runs from base 1 to 876 and encodes 291 amino acids. Lineage: Eukaryota; Evosea; Eumycetozoa; Acytosteliales; Cavenderiaceae. Gene Ontology annotation, molecular function: uridine phosphorylase activity. The record is from RefSeq and is a predicted model, not a curated record. Gene Ontology annotation, cellular component: cytosol.